Messenger RNA from Suricata suricatta (meerkat), 3289 nucleotides. RefSeq names its product zinc finger protein 501-like. NCBI's taxonomy places the organism in Eukaryota, Metazoa, Chordata, Mammalia, Carnivora, Herpestidae. Gene Ontology annotation, molecular function: DNA-binding transcription activator activity, RNA polymerase II-specific; RNA polymerase II cis-regulatory region sequence-specific DNA binding. Bases 514 to 1956 code for a protein of 480 amino acids. Gene Ontology annotation, cellular component: nucleus. The record is from RefSeq and is a predicted model, not a curated record. The transcript is spliced from 5 exons. Gene Ontology annotation, biological process: regulation of transcription by RNA polymerase II.
GCAAGUUGGCUCGGCCGGCUCCUAGAUGCCUUUGUUGCUAGACCGGGGCUACUUCUGCGUCGUGCGGCAGGUCGAGCCUGGGGUCGAGGAGGCCUAAGCGCGGGCCCUUCCACGUCUGAGUGGCCGGAAGGAGGGCGGCGGCAGGGCCCGGCGUGGCGCCAGGCUGCCCUGCGAGGGUCGCGCGCGCGUUCCCGGGCCUCUGAGUGCACCGGAGCGGUGGACCCCCGGGGUCCCUCGCGCGUUCGCUGCGCCCUUCUCUCGCGGCAGUCGUCGCCUGCGCGGGCCAGGGGAGGGAGUCUCCAUGGAGCCUGGGGGCAGAGGUGACAAGUAGCGGAGUGUGGAAGUUUCUGCAAGUGCACUGCAAGGCAAGAGAAACUGUCACGGCUCCUAUCUCCGCUUGUAGGGUCGCUUUCUGAGGACUCAGACCUUCCCCGUGCUGAAAACCCAAAAGAAAAUGGCGUGACCACUGUGCUGCUGACCCCUGCAUCCCAGGAGUCAUUGGUGAUCAGGGACAUGGCUGAGGCUCUCACCCAGUGGGAGCAGCUGAACCCUCCUCGGGCAGAUGUGCCUGAGAAGCACAGGAAUCUGGUCUUGCUGGGGCUUCCAAUUUCCAAGCCUGAUGCAAUCUCUCAGUUGGAGUGUGGAAAGGAGCUGGAGAGAGAAGUCCCAAAAGCAACUCAUUCAGACUGGGAGACAAGACCAGAGAAUAAGGACCAAAUUCCAGAGCAGGAUACUUCUGAAGAAGAAUCAGCCCCUGGGGUAUUAAUAGCAAGAUUUCCAAAGGAAGGUUCUAAUGACUAUGAGGAUUCAUCAGAGAGUCAGCAGGAAAACCAUGAGAAACAUUUAAUACAGGAGGUUGUCACUCAGAAGAAAUCUUCUGGGGAGAGAAGUUACCAGUGUGAUGAAUUUGAGAGAAGUUUUAGUCGAAGGUCAUUACUUGUUCAGCAGCAAGGAGAGAGACUACAUAACUGUGAUUCAUUUAAAAAGAGCUUAAAACAAAAUUCAGAUCUAAUGAGGCAUGAGAAAAUGUGUGCAGAAAAGAAACCUUGGAAGUGUAACGAGUGUGAGAAAGCCUUUAGUUACUACUCAGCUUUUGUCUUGCAUCAGAGAAUUCACACAGGAGAAAAACCCUAUGAAUGUAAUGAAUGCGGUAAAGCUUUUAGCCAGAGUAUACACCUUACUCUACACCAGAGAAUUCAUACUGGAGAGAAACCCUAUGAGUGUCAUGAAUGUGGGAAAGCCUUCAGUCACCGCUCUGCCCUUAUUCGGCAUCAUAUAAUUCAUACUGGAGAGAAACCGUAUGAAUGCAAUGAAUGUGGGAAGGCCUUUAAUCAGAGCUCAUACCUCACUCAACAUCAGCGAAUUCAUACUGGAGAGAAACCUUACGAGUGUAAUGAAUGUGGGAAGGCCUUUAGCCAAAGCACAUUCCUUACCCAGCAUCAGGUCAUUCACACUGGAGAGAAACCCUAUAAGUGUAAUGAAUGUGGGAAAGCCUUUAGUGAUCGAUCAGGCCUUAUUCAGCAUCAGAGAACUCAUACUGGGGAGAGGCCUUAUGAGUGUAAUGAGUGUGGCAAAGCCUUUGGCUACUGUUCAGCCCUGACUCAACACCAGAGAACUCACACUGGGGAGAAACCCUACAAAUGCAGUGAUUGUGCCAAAGCCUUCAGUGACCGCUCAGCCCUUAUUCGUCAUCAGAGAACCCACACUGGAGAGAAACCUUACAAGUGUAAAGAUUGUGGAAAAGCUUUCAGCCAGAGCUCAUCUCUUACAAAGCAUCAGAAAACUCACACUGGAGAAAAGCCCUAUAAGUGUAAGGAAUGUGGAAAAGCUUUUAGCCAGAGUUCAUCUCUUUCUCAACAUCAGAAAACUCAUACUGAGGGGAAAACCAAAGAAUACGGAAAAGCCUUUACUGAGCAUUCAGCUUUUGGCCAACAAAAGAGAAUUCAUACUGGAUAAACACUGUAAAUGUGGUACAUUUGGAACAUAUUUAUUGAACAAUUACUAAACGUGGUGUGAGGGCUACAAAGGCAUUUAAGAAUGUGUUAGAAAAAAAUGCUAAUUGAGAAGUCAUUGUUGACAUGAGACAUAAUUUACUUAGAAUGUGAAGGAGGAGUUUUACUUUUUUUUCAGUGCAGCAGAGGACUUUGAAUUUCCCUGGGGAAAGAGGAAGAUUAUUUCCGGCACCCUAAUGUGUAUGUAAGCUUCCUAAUUCUUGAGAGAGAAAUAAUGUGCAGUGAUGGAAAGGAGACAUCUUGUCUGGGCUGGGUAGUCUCAAUGCUAAGGAGAUGGAGUUUUAAGGAGAUGUGCAUGGUUCUUUAGGGAAGUUGCAGAGGCAGAAAUAAGAGAUUGAGAAUUCACAAUGAGUUUGUCCAGGGUUGGGAGCGGAGGUGAAAGGGAAGUUGUCCUUAGGCUCAAGUACAAGGGCACUUAAGAGGUAGAUGGAAGGAUAGAGAAAGAGAACUAGGGGAGUGAACUCAAGAAAUGGUGAUUGAGAUAACUACUCAAGUGAGUGCUCCCAAUUGGGGAAACAGUCAAUAGACCUGUUAGUUGGUCAGUUGCAGUUUCUACCCUGAAGCCAAGGAACGUUUGGCCUGGCAGUCUCCUUUGCACUUUUUCUCAUUGACAUCUUGCUUACUGAUUUGCUGCCUGCUAAUAAUGUGACCCUUGUGUUAACUCCAAGGGUCAAGACUGACAGCCUAGAAAGUACAGAAGCGACCUUUGAUGUUUUGAUCUAUUUUAAGCUACCUAUUUGAAGCUAUGUUACCUGAGAAUGUGCUUAUUUAUAAAGAUGUUACCUCAUUGUCUGUAGUUAGUACUUUCGGCUUAUUCAUACCAUAGUAAAAUUUAGUUAUAGACCUGAGCUGACACCGCAUAUUGGAUUGUGAAAGACUUGAAAAGACUCCAAAUUACUUACCUUUCACCAUUUUGCUCUUGCAUAGAAGCAGAUGACGUCCUUGUAUAUAUAUAUUUUUUUCAUUGAAACUUCGAAGAUUGUUGUUGCACAUGUUUUGAGUAUUGUGUUUUUAGUUUUCCCAAGUUUGUGUGUCUUGGUGUGGAUUUCGAGUUUAUCCUGUUUUCUGAACUUCUUCAAUCUAUAGGUUUAUGUCUUUUGCCAUAUUUGGGGGAAUAUUUGGCCAUUAUUUCUUUGAAUACAUUUUUCGACCCUCACUCCUCUCCUUCCAGUACCCUGAUGACACGAAUGUUAGAUCUUUGAUUGUAGUUCCCUAGGUUCCUGAGGCUCUGUUUUUCUUUCUUCCCCCUGCCACCUCCCUGGUAUAUUUUAUCUCAG